This is a messenger RNA of Geosmithia morbida, 825 nucleotides long. RefSeq names its product 3-oxoacyl-[acyl-carrier protein] reductase. The record is from RefSeq and is a predicted model, not a curated record. Lineage: Eukaryota; Fungi; Ascomycota; Sordariomycetes; Hypocreales; Bionectriaceae. The coding region runs from base 1 to 825 and encodes 274 amino acids. Gene Ontology annotation, molecular function: oxidoreductase activity. The transcript has a single exon.
AUGUCGACCCAGCCCGAGAGACUGCCGUGGUCCCUCGCCGGAAAGACGGCCGUCGUCACCGGAGCUUCCAGGGGGAUCGGCCAAGCCAUCGCCAUCUACCUGGCGAAGAAGGGCCUCGAGAACCUGGCCGUCACCUACGUUGCCCAGGCCGCUGCCGCCGAGGCGGUCAUCGAGGAGUGCCGACGCAUAGGCGUCAAGAAGGCCGUGGCGAUCCGCGCGGACCUCCUGGACCCCGAGUUCGGCUCCACCGUCAUCAACGGCGCCCUGAAGGGUCUGGACGUGUCGGUCAUCGACAUCCUGGUCAACAAUGCCGUCCUCACCGACAUGAGCCUCUCCGAGCCCGUCACCCAGAUCACCGACGAUGGCUUCGCCAAGACGAUGCGGGGCAACGUCUACUCGGCCGUGACCGCCAUCAACACGCUUCUGCCGCAUCUUCCCAAGCACGGUGGCCGCAUCAUCAACAUCUCCAGCGUCGCCGCCAAGAUGGCCAACGACGACCCUCUCAUGCCCUACGGCGCCAGCAAGGCUGCCCUCGAGAGCUUCACCCGGUCCUAUGCCAAGGCCUUUGCAGCCAGCAAGGGAGCGACGUUCAACAACGUCAGCGUCGGUCCCACCGUCACGGACGCCAGCCUGGCAGUCAAAGACUUCAUCCCGGCGGGAUACCUCGAGAGGAUCGCCGAGCAGAUCACCGCCGCCAAGAGGUUGGGAAAACCGGAGGAAGUUGCCUACGUCGUCGGCUUCCUGGCCAGCGAGGAGUCGCAAUGGAUCAACGGCGCCAACGUCAGCGCCAACGGAGGGUUGAACGACUACCUUGCCGCCAUGUAA